This is a messenger RNA of Calliphora vicina (urban bluebottle blowfly), 2532 nucleotides long. RefSeq names its product Peroxinectin-like (gene Pxt). Gene Ontology annotation, molecular function: peroxidase activity; heme binding. The transcript is spliced from 9 exons. The record is from RefSeq and is a predicted model, not a curated record. NCBI's taxonomy places the organism in Eukaryota, Metazoa, Arthropoda, Insecta, Diptera, Calliphoridae. Gene Ontology annotation, biological process: response to oxidative stress.
AUGAAAUUCAUUUUAAUUGUGUGGAUUUUAUUGCAAUUAAGUGCAAUUGGCGGUAGUCAUGGUUUCUCGGUGAAACCUUUGAAGAGAGACGGUACCACCAGCGCACCAACGACUAUAACGACGGCACACGAGAAGGUGAAAGAGGAAUCAUCCAUUUUAAAUCAGCUACAUGCAGUCGAAUAUGAGGAUACAAAUGCAAAUCAUAAAAGUCAUGGCACCUCUAGUAUGUUGAAAAAAUGUGAUCCCUGUCCAGAGGAUAUAUUGUGUGUGCCCCAAAUACAGUGUCCAGCCCACGUACGCAUGGGAGACCAUGAAAAACCACAAGUAUGUGAUUUGAGUGGUGGUAAAUUUGGUUUUUGUUGUGUCACCGGACAAAAUCAUACAGGCAUACGUUUGGAUAAGGCCCGCAUGCCAGGUGUUAGCUUUAUGCCUCCCCAUGUGGUGGAAGAGGCCCGCCUAAAGUUUCAACAUUUAAUGCAUCAAAUAGCCAUGGUGCCCAUAGCUCCAGGUCAGCCUGAUUUUGUGCAUGGCAUGGUUUUCCAUUCGUCGCCUCAUGAGGAUGUGCAAAAUUUCCAUUUAUCAAAUUCGGCCAUGGAACAAGUGAUAACAACACAAAUGUUUACCAAAAAAGAACAAAUUCCCGUUGAAGACAUUAUCACCAACAACAUAGAGGUGGAGUUUAAGGAAACUCCUUUGGCCCACAACUGUCAACCACCCCGGCCUUGUGCCAAUUCUCGUUCGAAAUACCGCUCCUUUGAUGGUACCUGCAAUAAUCCUCAUCCUUCGCGUUCUCAUUGGGGUUCUGCUGGUCAGCCCAUGGAACGUUUGUUGCCGCCCGCCUAUGAAGAUGGUAUUUGGACACCGCGACAGCACAGUAAAGAUGGUUCUAUGUUGGCGAAUGCCCGAGAUAUCUCGAGAAUUUUAAUGGGUGACUCGGAUCGUCCUCAUCCCAAGCAUAAUUUGCUGGUGAUGCAGUUUGGUCAGUUCUUGGCUCAUGAUGUUUCACAGUCGGCCUCGGUGAGAUUGGAAAACGGCGAAUUAGUUCAAUGCUGUGCUCCCAACAAUGCGGCCGUCUUACCGCCCGAACGUCGACAUUUCGCCUGUCUACCCAUUGAAGUCGAUGCGAACGAUGAGUUCUAUAGUGUGUUUGGUGUACGUUGCAUGAAUUUUGUGCGCUUAUCGUUGGCUCCCAAUACCGAAUGUCGCGCCAGUUAUGCCAAGCAGCGUAGCAAAGUGACCCACUACAUAGAUGCUUCUCCGGUUUAUGGUUCGAGUGAGGAAACGGCUCGUGAUUUGCGUUCGUUUAAGGGUGGUAAAUUGCGUAUGUUGAAUGACUUCGGUAGGGAUUUAUUGCCGUUGAACAACGAUAAGACAGCGUGUGAGAGUGAUGGACCUGGAAAGACAUGUUUUAAGUCGGGUGAUGGUCGUACUAAUCAAAUCAUUUCCUUAAUUGCCGUCCAUAUACUGUUCGCCCGGGAACACAAUCGUAUUGCCGACAUACUCUCACAUCUAAAUCCUCAUGCCAGCGAUGAGUUGCUCUACCAGGAAGCACGUCGUAUUGUCAUCGCUGAAUUGCAACACAUUAUUUACAAUGAAUAUCUGCCCAGUGUCAUAGGACCCAUGCAAAUGAAACGUUUCCGUCUAACCACCCAACAUCAUGGCUACAGCAACGACUACAAUGGAGAUGUAAAUCCGGGCAUAACAAAUGAAUUUACUGGCGCUGCAUUUCGUAUGGGUCACUCGAGUGUCGAUGGUCGUUUUCAUGUACAGCAGGAGCAUGGGAAAAUUGAUGAGAUUAUAAAUAUACCAGAUGUCAUGUUCAAUCCAUCACGUAUGCGUAAGCGAACGUUUUACGAUGAUAUAUUGAAGACAAUGUUGGUGCAGCCGAUGCAGAAGGUGGAUAGCGCAAUAACACAUGGGUUAAGUCGUUUUUUGUUCCGUGGUCAUAACGCUUUUGGCUUGGAUUUGGCUGCAUUUAAUAUUCAACGCGGCAGAGACCAGGGAUUGCGCGGCUAUAAUGACUAUUUGGAAGUGAUGGGUAAUCGUAAAAUUCAGAGCUUUAGUCAAUUGCCGGUGGAGAUUGGUCGCAAACUUUCCCAGGUCUAUCGCUCGCCAGACGACAUAGAUCUAUGGGUGGGUGGUCUAAUUGAAAAAUCCGUAGAUGAUGGCAUUGUGGGCAGUACAUUUUCGGAAAUAAUAGCUGAUCAAUUUUCCCGUUUCAAACUGGGCGAUCGUUACUAUUAUGAAUACAAUAAAUCAAUUAAUCCAGGAGCAUUUACCAUAGAUCAAUUGCACGAGAUACGUAAGGUAACAAUGGCUCGUAUAAUCUGUGAUAAUGCUGAUCAUUUAACCUUGAGGGAAGUGCCGCCCAUGGCAUUUGUUAGAGCCGAUUUUCCGGGCAAUCAACCUUUACGAUGCGAUAGUCACCAUAUACCCUCGGUGGAUUUAGAAGCCUGGCGUUUUUAAUCCAAAUAUUUAAACCCUCAUUACAUUAAUGCUAUUUAUUAUUUUAAUUUAUGUAUUUAUUUAUAA